This is a messenger RNA of Drosophila ananassae, 1757 nucleotides long. RefSeq names its product sodium channel protein Nach (gene ppk18). The transcript is spliced from 8 exons. Bases 15 to 1676 code for a protein of 553 amino acids. The record is from RefSeq and is a predicted model, not a curated record. Gene Ontology annotation, molecular function: ligand-gated sodium channel activity. NCBI's taxonomy places the organism in Eukaryota, Metazoa, Arthropoda, Insecta, Diptera, Drosophilidae. Gene Ontology annotation, cellular component: membrane. Gene Ontology annotation, biological process: sodium ion transmembrane transport.
UCUUUGCCAACACAAUGUCUUUAGGAGUGGAUGAGUCCCUAUAUCGCCGCCUCUUUCGAGAGUUUCUGCGUCAGAGUUACAUCAAUGGACUGCACCCAUUUCUCUACCACUCGCCCGUCCGCCUUGCCAAAGCUAUUUGGCUGGCCUUUCUAACUAGCCUUGUGAUCUACACCCAUUUAGUGAUUGUGAACCUGACCCAGGAGUACCUGGUACAGCCUACGGAGAUCCACCUGUCCCCCGACCUAGUGCAUGUGGCCAACAGCCCCUUUCCGGCCGUGGGCGUGUGCACUGCCAACAAGAUCAGCCAGCGGCGUCUACGGAGCUAUGCAUUGAAAUUAUAUCAACACCAGGCCAACUCCUCCCAACGGGCGGUGGCAGAAGAUUUAGACGACAUGGUCGACCACCUGCUGGUGCUGUCACAGUUCUACCUGAAUCCCCUCGAGGAGGAGAGACUCAACACCACGGAGUUGCUGCAGCUCCACCGGCUCCUCACCAGCUACUACAACGGCAGUGGGUACUCGGUGCGCGAUAUUCUGCGCCAGUUGUCGCCCGACUGCGGGGAGCUGGUGAUCCGGGGUAUUGUUUACGGGGCGCCUGUCAACACCAGCCAAUUGUUCCUCAAGAGACCCACGUCCUCGAAUGUGUGCUGCAUAUUUAAUUAUCGGCGAGUGAGCUACUCCCAAUUUGCCGAUAGAAGAGCCGAGGACGAUGCAGAGAUGAGCGCGGUUCCCAAAGUGGUUUUUGAAUCGAAUUCUAUUUUGAACAGCGUCCAGUUUGUGCUCCAGGAUGUGGCAGAAGAGGAUUACACAAAGACCUUUAGGACCAACAGUGCGUUCCAGCUUACGAUUUUCCCUCAAGAAGAUUAUGCGACAGUUCAGUCCACAACUCUGGGCGAGGUGCUGGUGGAUCACAAUACCAUAGUGGAGAUACCCAUCCAGCCAACGUUCUUUACAUCCGGCAAUGCGGUGCGCUACGUGGAGCCGGAAAAACGACGCUGCUAUUAUCCGGAAGAAGGAAGUAAACUCUUAAAUCAAUCCUAUUACUCCCUGGACGAGUGCCUCUUGGUGUGUCGUAGCCGGAGCAUGAUGGACCACUGUGGCUGCGUAUCCCCGCCGAUGGUGGGCAGUCCCAUGGCCCUCACCUACUGCACUCUACCAGAUUUGCCCUGUCUGGUGCGGUGGAAGAGCAUCUGGUAUGGCCACAAUGAGUUCGCCUUCCUGCAAAACAAUGAGGAGCAGUUGGCCCAAAGGCAGUGCGAGGACUGCCUGCCCACCUGCAACGGAGUCAGCAUGAGCAUAACCACCAAUGUGGCUCCUCUUCGACGUGCUCUCCGCAGUAGUGGGUACUUGACAGGAUUGUUGAAAGGCUUGACCAACGAAAGACCUCUGGCCAUAAUAAAACUCUUUUUUAAAUUGCGCUUCGCUCAAGCCACAGAAUCCCAGCUAGUAAGCACCUGGGUGGUUUUGCUAAAUCGCUUUGGGGGCAUCCUGUCCCUGAUGUAUGGCUUCAGCAUAGUCAGCUACAUCGAAAUCUUGUACUACCUGACGGGCAAAUGGUUUGUGUACAUUCUCAGAUCUCUGAAGAAGGACAAUCACGAAAAACCUCGGCAAUCUCGCUCACUGUACUGGCACGAACUUAUCCCCAAGGGCAUGAGAUUCAAUCCACAGACGAAUUAGUAAUGCAGACAUUCUCCACUCUCAUACUGAGCAUAAUACGCUGUAUAUAAUUCGCUCCGCUUAUGCUCACAAAAGAAUCAA